GCCAGCCACAACGGCGGCGGAAGGACCGGCUGCCGCUGCCCACCGGAGCCCGAGCAGAGGAGGACGAGGAAGAAGAAGAUAACUCCUGAUCUUGAAAGCCUCGAGACCUAGGAAACUACUGCUGUUAAAAUGUCAGCCCUCAGCAGUUACUGUCCUCAUUUGGAAUCGGUUGGGGAAAUAACAAAGGAAGAGUUGAUUCAGAAAUCUCAUGGUACUUGCCAGGACUGUAAAGUCAGAGGACCAAAUCUUUGGGCUUGUCUGGAGAAUGGGUGUUCGUAUGUUGGCUGUGGAGAAUCAUAUGUAGAUCACAGUACCAUACAUUCUCAGGACACAAAGCACUGUCUAACUGUGAACCUUACCACUCUACGGGUUUGGUGUUAUGCUUGCAGCAAAGAAGUGUUUUUAGAUAGAAAAUUGGGAACUCAGUCUCCAUUACCAAGUGCAAGACAACUUCAGCAAGUACAAGAAAAUGUGCAGGAUUUUAAAAUAUCUGGGACCCCAACUCUAAAGAUGCCACUUGCAGCUGUAUUCGAUGAUCUGGAUAUAGAAGUGGAAGAAGAAGAUGAACUUAAAACAAGAGGCCUCACGGGUUUGAAAAACAUUGGCAACACAUGCUACAUGAAUGCAGCUUUGCAAGCUCUUUCCAAUUGCCCGCCUCUGACACAGUUUUUCCUUGACUGUGGAGGUUUAGUCCGAACAGAUAAGAAGCCAGCAAUUUGCAAAAGUUAUCUGAAACUCAUGACGGAACUUUGGCAUAAGAGCAGGCCAGGAUCUGUUGUUCCUACUAAUUUGUUUCAGGGAAUUAAAACCGUAAAUCCAGCAUUUCGGGGCUAUUCCCAGCAGGAUGCCCAAGAAUUUUUGCGCUGUCUAAUGGAUCUGCUUCAUGAAGAACUGAAAGAACAGGUCAUGGAGUUGGAGGAAAAUGUUCCAGCUGUCACACCAGAAGAGAGCAUGGAGGAAGACAAGAGCCAGUCAGAUGCAGAUUUCCAGUCCUGCGAAUCAUGUAGUAGCAGUGACAAAGCGGAAAAUGAAAGCGGUUCUAGAGGCUUUACUGAAGACCAUGCUGAAACCACGAUGUUAAUACAGGAUGAGGAAAAUAACCCAGUACUUUCCAAAGACUGGCAGAAAGAAAAGAUAUGCAAUAAGCUCAACCAAAUCAAUUCUGAGGAGGAUAUGGAGAAAGAUAUAGACACUAUGGCAGACCCAGCUGAAUUUUCAAAUAACCAGGAGACUGUCAAGGUGCAAAUACACAGUAGAUUUUCAGAAUAUAUCGCUGAUGCCCAUUUGAAUGAGCCAUCAACCCCACAAACCCCUCCGUCAAAUGAAGGCAUCAAUCUCCGAUUGUCAACUAGCCCUCCCAAAUCGGGCUCCUUGUGGUCAGGAUUGGCACCUGCACAUAAAAAAGCUCCAUCUGCACCCUCUCCAAAGAAAAAGAAGCACAAGAAAUAUAGGAGUGUCAUAUCAGAUGUAUUUGAUGGGACAAUCGUUAGCUCAGUGCAGUGUUUGACCUGUGACAGGGUGUCUGUAACCUUGGAGACUUUUCAAGAUCUAUCUUUACCAAUUCCCGGGAAGGAAGACCUUGCUAAGCUACAUUCAUCGAGUCACCCAACUUCUAUAGUCAAGGCAGGAUCAUGUGGAGAAGCAUAUGCCCCCCAAGGGUGGAUUGCAUUUUUCAUGGAAUACUUUAAAAGGUUUGUUGUCUCAUGUGUUCCUAGCUGGUUUUGGGGUCCAGUAGUAACCUUGCAAGAUUGUCUUGCUGCCUUUUUCGCCAGAGAUGAACUCAAAGGUGACAAUAUGUACAGUUGUGAAAAGUGCAAAAAGUUGAGGAAUGGAGUUAAAUUCUGUAAAGUGCAAAAGUUUCCUGAGAUUCUAUGCAUUCAUCUAAAAAGAUUCAGACACGAACUGAUGUUUUCCACCAAAAUCAGUACCCAUGUAUCUUUUCCACUGGAAGGCCUGGAUCUUCAAUCGUUUCUUGCUAAGGACAGCCCGGCGCAAAUUGUGACAUAUGAUCUUUUGUCUGCCAUUUGUCAUCAUGGGACUGCAAGUAGUGGACACUACAUAGCCUACUGCCGAAAUAAUCUAAAUAAUCUGUGGUAUGAAUUUGAUGACCAAAGUGUCACAGAAGUUUCUGAAUCUACUGUACAGAAUGCAGAAGCUUAUGUACUCUUUUACAGAAAAAGUUCCGAGGAUGCACAGAAAGAGAGACGAAGGGUGUCCAAUUUGUUGAAUAUGAUGGAACCGAGUCUUCUCCAGUUUUAUAUUUCUCGACAGUGGCUGAAUAAAUUCAAGACUUUUGCUGAGCCAGGACCAAUUUCAAAUAAUGACUUCCUUUGUGUUCAUGGAGGUGUUCCUCCAUGCAAAGCUGGGUAUAUAGAAGACCUUGUUGUAAUGCUGCCUCAGAACAUUUGGGAUAACUUAUAUAGCAGGUAUGGAGGAGGACCAGCUGUCAACCAUCUGUAUGUUUGCCAUACCUGCCAAAUAGAGGUGGAAAAAAUUGAAAAAAGAAGAAAAACGGAAUUGGAAAUGUUUAUUCGGCUCAACAGGGCAUUCCAAGAAGAGGAAUCGCCAGCCAUUUUUUAUUGCAUCAGUAUGCAGUGGUUUAGAGAGUGGGAAGGUUUUGUGAAGGGCAAAGAUGGAGAUCCUCCAGGCCCUAUCGAUAAUUCCAAGAUUGCUGCCACAAAAUGUGGGAGUGUUGUACUCAAACAAGGAGCUGAUUCUGGGCAGAUUUCGGAAGAAACAUGGAAUUUUCUGCAGUCAAUUUAUGGAGGAGGACCAGAAGUGAUCCUGCGUCCUCCCGUUGCCCCCCUAGAAUCAGAAAUGCUCCAAACAGAAGAGAAGAUUGAAGUAGAAACUCGGGCUCUAUAGCGGUCAAGACAAAAAUCCAAAUGGGAACUUAUUUCCUCUUGCACAAAGUAAAACAUUCCUGGAAGCAUGUUUUUUGUUGUUUUUGUUGCCCCGCUUUCUUCUCUCCUCUCCCCUCCCCCCCAACAUACACACACACACACACACAUACACACACACCCCCCGUUCCUUUUUUAUCUAUUUUCCUUCCUCCCUGGGCAUUAUGGUUACAGAUGAAUGUGAUACCGUGUAAUAUAAGUUGAUACAUUAAACUAAAUAAGCCACAAAAUAUUUCAAACUUAAUAUUUUUCAGAAGGAUAUGGUAUAUAUUAUAUAUCUUGGAUAGCUCAAUAUGUGGACCCUGUGUCAGCGUUGAUCUUUUUACUCUAUGUAAGCUUGUGUAUCCUUUGUAGAACUGUAAAAUGAACCGAGUAACUUUAAAUUACUUUUACAAAUCUCUGCUUGCUAACUGACAAUUUCUUCUCUACAAAAUGCAACCUAUUUUAAUUGUACAGUUUUGACAAGUCUAAGUAUAAAAGAAGCCUAUUUUAAAUUGCUGAAAGUGAUAGUUAGAAAAUUGAUACUAAUUUCCUACAACUCAGGAAAAGUUAGGGUGUCACUUUUUUGCACUGCAAUGUAAAAAGCUAGCCUAUUAAAACUUCCGACACAUUUUUUUUAUUUGAAGGUUUCAAGUAUGUAAUUAGUCUCAGUGGAAUGCAUUAGCAAAUGUCAGUAAUUUAUUGCCUUCUAAACUGUAAAUCUUAAACUUCAAUUCCUAUACUCCUCGAUAGUGUUCAUUAGUGUCAGCGUCUAAGAAACCUGUUAUCUUUAGGUACUUUUUAUUUUGAGAGCAUGAAGUGUGGAAUGUGCUAAUAAAUGACUAUUGAUGAAACUGAAGAGCACUUGAGAAAUGAAAUUGUCUAGCCUCUAAUGAAAUGCAUAAAGAAUUUCUUUUGAAUAAUCUUAGUUAUGCAAAACUAAUUGGCAUGAUUGUAUGAUAUCAAAUGUUGAGUCAGAUGUAUUACAAUACAGAUUGCUAAUUCUGGAAUGUUGAAUGGCAUUAAACAAUUUUGGGGCAGUUAUUGUUACCAGCUGAAGCAACAGCUCAAGGUUAUCUCAAUAAAAAUGACCAUAAACUAA
Ornithorhynchus anatinus (platypus) is the source of this 3981-nucleotide messenger RNA. RefSeq names its product ubiquitin specific peptidase 33 (gene USP33). The record is from RefSeq and is a predicted model, not a curated record. Gene Ontology annotation, biological process: protein deubiquitination. The transcript has 24 exons. Lineage: Eukaryota; Metazoa; Chordata; Mammalia; Monotremata; Ornithorhynchidae. Gene Ontology annotation, molecular function: cysteine-type deubiquitinase activity; zinc ion binding. The coding region runs from base 130 to 2865 and encodes 911 amino acids.